Messenger RNA from Sclerotinia borealis F-4128, 564 nucleotides. The record is from the annotation of a GenBank genome assembly. Lineage: Eukaryota; Fungi; Ascomycota; Leotiomycetes; Helotiales; Sclerotiniaceae.
AUGAAUGUCCUCCCAAAACACCACUCCUAUCUCGACCCCACCAAUAAAGAACACCGCGACUACAUUCGCCUAGACAUCUCUCAUUCCCCAGACAACGUCCCAGAUACGCCCUUCAACUCACCCACCGCAACAUCCCUCUCAAACACCGAAUUUUCAUUUCCAAACUUAAACCCAGUUCCUCUAAAUCAACUCAUCAUGGAUGCAAACAAACCAUCAUCGUCAUCAUCACAUCCCCAAUCACGAAAAAUCGCACCUACAUCCGCACCAUCAGAAUGGCGACCUGCAUCUCGGGAUCGUGCUGGAUCAUCCGAAUCGGAUAUUGCUAGUACUAGUGUUAGUGCUAGCAAAGAAUGUCGCUGUAGAGGUAGAGGUGGAGGAACACAUAAGCUACCAAGUGAUCUCGAGCUCAACUCUGAAUUAAGAAGUUACAGUACCGGCUGUUGUGAGCAGUGUAUCCUUAGAGACGAGGGCGCGGAGAGGGGAAGAUGCAGGACCAGGACAAACUCUAGUAGUUCGAGGGAUAAGACGAGUUGUGAGAGAGAGAAGAGGAGGUUGAAUCUCUAA